Messenger RNA from Linum trigynum, 1069 nucleotides. The record is from the annotation of a GenBank genome assembly. NCBI's taxonomy places the organism in Eukaryota, Viridiplantae, Streptophyta, Magnoliopsida, Malpighiales, Linaceae.
CCCAAUGUUUGACCGUUAACUUGGACGGUCAAACGCAUUGACUAAUGGUCAAUGCGCCACGUCACUGCCAACUCAGCAAUUUUGAACAAAAAAAUAAAAAGAAAAAGAAAAAUGCAUUUAGUUUUCGGGACCAGUUGCUUACCCUACCGCCCACGAUUCUGCUCUCCCGCCUCACUCCCUCUCCUUCCUCUUCGCAGUCAAGCCUUCCCUCCCUUCCGCCAGAGCAGCCACCACCAUCUCAACUACCCAAUUUAUGUUCAUCGAUUCUCUUCAUCCAAAUUGCUCCACCUACCACUGGGUCAUUUCAUUCGACGACUGGCUCCACGUCAGUCGCCUGCAAUCUGAUUUGGGGAAUUUUAUGAGCAUCAUCGGGUCCCUGUUCCUCGCCAUCGUUGAAUAUUGCGAGAUUGAGGGCUGCGCCACCCUCCCUGACUUCUCUCUUCCUCGACCGCUAGUCAAAUUGCAGCAACGCCUAGCUGCGAUGAAGCUUCUUCUCGUUUGGGCAGAGUAUCAAGAUCGGAGAUCCAGAUCUGGAUCUGUCACGAAGAAGGCCGACAGAAGGAGACAUGCUUUGCUGGAUUUGAAAGUCCCCGCUUCCUCGUCGCUGUUAGCUGCCGCCGUGAAAAGACCGCGCUCUCGUCGUUGCGCAAGUCUGAGUCAGCGGGGGAGAGUUCUCGGCGGGAAUCUACUGUUGCAUUUGGCUUGUUGGGAGGAUGGGAUUUAGGGUUUGGCUUGGGGAUUUUUUUUUUUGUGGAAGGAUUACGGUGGCGGAGGCAAUCUUAGGAGAACGCCCGCCGCUGCAUUUUCGCCAGACGAGGGAGAAAAGUCGGUGGCGAGAAGGAAGGUGAGAGUGAGGGGAUGCAGGGUUUUCCCGAAAUUCAUUUUUCAUUUUUCAAUUUUUUUUAUUCAAAAUCGAAAAUAGCAAUAGGUGGAAAAUAUACAAUUUUUUAAGGAAAGGGUGCUGACUUGCCAGUGAUGUGGCGCACUGACCGUUAGUCAACGCGUUUGACUAGGGGUGUUCAAAUGCUUACAAUGGUCAUAACCAAACCAAUUAAGCCUAAAUUUCAUU